CUUAUCAAACUGAGGCAGACGUGAUUGUGUAUGAUUCCAACAUGACGAUAAGAUAGUAGCAGUAAUUUGUUAGGAAUGCCACUGCAGGCCGCCUAAACGGUGCCAUACAUUGCUAAGUUUGCUGUCUUCAAAAGUAGUUGCGCGUGAUGGAAAGGGCAUCUGAGGUGUUCUCCACAGUCACCUUAUUUGUUGAUGAAGGGACAAGAGGAUCACACGAUCUCACUCCUGUCACAGGCUCCUAUGACAAAAUAGAAAAAACAUUCUACGAGCUGGCAUCCAUGCGGAGAACAAAGCCCAAGAGUGAGAAAAAGAAUACAGACUCUCCUGCAAGUCAGGAGAACCAACUUUUCCAAAAUGACUGUCCUCCAGCACACCCUGUAGAGGUUAACAGCAAAGUCAUGGAUUACAUAGAACAAAAACACUCUCAGGAACUCAAAAGAGUAUUUGGAAAUGGUGUGGAGAUGCGCAGAGGAACAGGAAAGAAAACAAAAGAGUACUCUGUGUCAUUUCAUUCAGAACAUGCAGUCCUUGCCCAGUUUGCAAGACAGAAGUUCAUCACGCUGUACCAAAAAGUUGCCACUGAAUUCCAGGUUAAGACUUUUGAUUGUAAGCCAUCCCUCUUGAAAGGUCUUGGACAUAGGUUUCCAGAGUUGUUGAUAAGCACCAACCCGAACGGACCCUCUGUCACAGUGAUGGGUGACUACAUAAGCUUAAUAAGACUGGAGGAGUUUUUAAUGAAUGGGCCUGCAAGUCCGUCAAGAGAUGUUGGGCGCACAUUACAGAGAGCCAGUGUGAAGGACCCGGUUCCUGUGACUACAUCCAUGACGAACUCCAAAAAGAAGGAGGAGGAGGAGGAAACUUGCCCUAUAUGCAUGGACACCUUAACUGACACAAAGACACUACCUCAGUGCCAACACUCGUUUUGUAAGGACUGUUUGAAGAGGGCAUUUGACAUGAAGCCAGCGUGUCCCAUCUGUGGGGUUCUCUAUGGGGAACUGAAAGGGACCCAGCCUGAAAAAGGCACAAUGAAAGUCACCCGUGACAAGUCGCAUUUGCCAGGAUAUGAAAAAUAUGGCACCAUCAUAAUCGAGUACUACAUUCCAAAUGGAAUACAAGGGGAGGAGCACCCCAACCCAGGCCAGAGGUACGAGGGGGCUUCGCGGACGGGCUACCUCCCCGACUCCAGCGAGGGCUGCAAGGUCCUGCGCCUGCUGCAGCGGGCCUUCGACCAGCGCCUCACCUUCACCAUAGGCCGCUCCUCCACCACCGGCAGGAACAACGUGGUCACCUGGAACGACAUCCACCACAAGACCUCGCGCACAGGGGGCCCCAGCAGCUAUGGCUACCCAGAUCCAGAAUACCUCUCUCGGGUUCAAGAGGAGUUGAAAGUAAAGGGAAUAUUUUAACAACAAAAAAAAGAAAAAAAAAAAACACUACUGUUCAAAAGUUUGGGAUCAUCCUCAUUUUUCCCAUUAUUUUUUGCAAUUCAAACUGUAGACAUCUGUUGAAGUAGCCUACUGAACAGCCAAAUGUGGGGGAAAAAAGGUUUGGUUACCCGACAGAAUCGUGAAAUCUAAACAACCUGUUUCGCACAUUGAUUACACAGGAAUAUGUGUUUUAAUCCAUUUUUUCUACAGAUAUUUUUCUUUGGUUUAUUAUAGAAUGCAUUUUCAGAACAAAUAGACACAAACUGAUUUUAAACCAGAGCUGCAAUUGAAACGCAAUUGAAUAAGCUAAAUUGUCAGGAGAAAGUAUUGUGGGAGGAAAGUGCGGUGACUCCAAACUUUUGACCAGUACUGCAAGUCAUUGGACUUGUUCUUUUGGAGCAUUAUAUUGUACUUUGCUUUUCUUAAGGCCUACAAAAAUGCACUACUGUACAUUGUUUU
Molecule: messenger RNA, 1886 nt
Organism: Engraulis encrasicolus (European anchovy)
Lineage: Eukaryota; Metazoa; Chordata; Actinopteri; Clupeiformes; Engraulidae
Exons: 4
Coding region: 147-1406 (419 amino acids)
Biological process (GO): protein ubiquitination; Notch signaling pathway
Cellular component (GO): nucleoplasm
Molecular function (GO): ubiquitin protein ligase activity
Source: RefSeq, a predicted model, not a curated record